Messenger RNA from Carassius carassius (crucian carp), 1724 nucleotides. RefSeq lists its product as uncharacterized. NCBI's taxonomy places the organism in Eukaryota, Metazoa, Chordata, Actinopteri, Cypriniformes, Cyprinidae. The transcript has 6 exons. The record is from RefSeq and is a predicted model, not a curated record. Bases 140 to 1063 code for a protein of 307 amino acids.
CUUCGUAAUGGUAUGACGUAACGCGUCCUCUUUCGCGGAAAUCACGUGACUUGGUCUGUUCGCUGCGAGUCCGUUCUUAGAAUACUGAUGAAUCACGGUUCUCAUUCAGUUUAGAUGCGGUCAGAAACGACAUAUAAUUAUGAGGAACCGUUUCUUCAUUUGUUGGAUUUUAUUACUCGUGGACGUUUCUCCAUCUGGCCAUGUCAAAACCAAUGAUGAACACAACAUGGCAAGGAUAGAGCAGUAUUCUGGAAUGAAUGUGUUUGUUGCUGUGGCCGAUGGAGUGAAGACGGUGGUAGUGAUGGAGGGAGAUUCUGUCGUUUUAGACACUAACGUUACUGUAAUAAAGCAAGAUGAUACCAUACUGUGGAUGUUUGGAGAUGAUAACUCUAUUAUAGCUAAAAUGAACGAAGCGGCUGGAAUUUUCUCUGCCAAUGAUAAUGAGAGAUUCAGAGACAGACUGGAGCUGAACAAACAGACUGGAUCUCUGAUCAUCAAAAACAUCAGAACUGAACACACUGGACUUUAUCAACUAAAGAUCAAGAGCACUACUGAGAUCUCGAAGAAAUUCAGUGUUACUGUCCGUGAUGAUGUGCAGUCAGUGUCACUGAUGGAGGGAGAUUCGUUCACUCUACACACUGGUGUUAUUAAAAUACAAGGAGGUGAUCAGAUUGUGUGGAAGUUUGGAGGCCAAGGCACUCUCAUUGCUCACUUAAAUGGCACUACUGAUGCUAGAUGGAAAAACCUGAUCAAACUGAAUGAUCGUACUGGAGACCUCACCGUCAGAAACAUCCAAACUGAACACUCUGGAGACUAUGAUCUGGAGAUCAACAACCACAGCAUGAUCUUACACAAGAAAUUCCAUAUUGCAGUUAGUGAGCUCCCCCCGCGUUCACACUGGGAGACAACUGGUCCAGUGUUGGCAGGCAUUGUUGUUAUCUUAAUCCUGAUCGGAAUUGGAAUCUGUAUUGGGCUCAAGAUGGGUUGGUUUGAAAUAUGUUGGCCAUGUAAGAAGAGUGUUGAAACAACUGAAGUGCUAUACGAGGUAGCACCUAAACAAUGACCAACAGCAGUAGGUCAUAGUCGGUUCACAUUAAUAGAGUUUGAGAAUCAACCAUAUAGCACUGUGAAAGGAGUUAAUACAUUUUUAUUAGAAAACAAAUAUAUAUAUAUCUAUAUAUAUAGGGAAAGGUGAAGUUGAUGCUUGUCAUUCAAACCCAUUAAUUAUCUUCAAACUAUGGAUGUAUAGCUACAUUAAUGUAUAAUGUACUUAACUGUAUGCUCAGUAAGGCCUACACAUGCAUUCACACUACAUGACCUCAUUCUGUGGUGCCUGCUGCUUUAGCCGUAAGUGCUGUACAUACUAUGAGUGCUCCAGCUGACUUGAGAAACAUUUUCAGUGAGAUUAUUAUUUCAACAAAUGUGAUGUGUGUCCAGUAUUUCUGACAGAACUGGGAUAUGUUUACAUGACAACGGUGUACUAAAAGCAGAAAUGUUUUCCUGCGUUAUGCAUGCCAGGCCAGUAGUUGGUGAUGCCACUUUGUAAAGAAACACUACAUGUUUGAUUUGCUCUGAAUGCUUUCUCACGGAAUAGUUAUCUAGAAUAAAAAAAAUGUAUGCUGUGGCAUUAAGCUUCAUCUUCAUUGGAAUUACUGGAUUAACCAAACCUGUUAAAUAGAACAUGGUGUCCACGUACUGUUUGCUCCAAAGAUACAUUAUAUCUU